Drosophila kikkawai is the source of this 3887-nucleotide messenger RNA. It is a transcript of the gene Cbl, whose product is annotated as E3 ubiquitin-protein ligase CBL. Gene Ontology annotation, biological process: negative regulation of epidermal growth factor-activated receptor activity; cell surface receptor signaling pathway. The record is from RefSeq and is a predicted model, not a curated record. Gene Ontology annotation, molecular function: calcium ion binding; SH3 domain binding; receptor tyrosine kinase binding. Gene Ontology annotation, cellular component: plasma membrane; membrane raft. NCBI's taxonomy places the organism in Eukaryota, Metazoa, Arthropoda, Insecta, Diptera, Drosophilidae.
AUGUUUUGCCAGCACUAAUACCAUCGCGAAACGGUCACUCUAAUCGAGAAAGCAAAAUUCGGAAAUAAAAAAAACUCGAAAAUUAAAUAAAAAAAGAACGUCGCCAACCACGCAGUCGGAAUAGUUAUGAUUGCGGGCAGUUACGGAUUACGCUAGCCAACGGGAUUACAUGUCGCGAACGCGGGGGAAGUCGGGCUAGAGGAAAAUCACUCGCAGCCCACAAUCACCACUACUACUACGCAGAGGGAGCAACAACAACGCAGCAGCAGUAGCAGCGAGAAGCAGAGGCAGAGGGGCAGCGCAGCGGCAGAGAGAAAAGAUGGCGACGAGAGGCACUGGGACUCGUGUGCAAUCGCAGCCAAAGAUUUUCCCCUCGCUGUUUUCCAAGCUGCACGGCGCCAUCUCGGAGGCGUGCGUCUCCCAGCGCCUGUCCACCGACAAGAAGACGCUGGAGAAGACGUGGAAGCUGAUGGACAAGGUGGUCAAGCUAUGCCAGCAGCCCAAAAUGAAUCUGAAGAACUCACCGCCGUUCAUACUGGACAUCCUGCCGGACACGUACCAGCGUCUGCGGUUGAUCUACUCCAAGAACGAGGACCAGAUGCACCUGCUCCACGCCAACGAGCACUUCAACGUGUUCAUCAACAAUCUGAUGCGCAAGUGCAAGCAGGCCAUCAAGCUCUUCAAGGAGGGCAAGGAGAAGAUGUUCGACGAGAACUCCCACUACCGUCGCAAUCUCACCAAGCUCAGCCUGGUCUUCUCGCACAUGCUCAGCGAGCUGAAGGCCAUCUUCCCGAACGGUGUCUUUGCCGGCGAUCAGUUCCGGAUUACCAAGGCGGAUGCGGCCGACUUCUGGAAGAGCAACUUUGGUAACAGCACAUUGGUUCCGUGGAAGAUCUUUCGGCAGGAACUCAACAAAGUCCACCCGAUAUCCUCCGGCUUGGAGGCAAUGGCCCUGAAGACCACCAUCGAUCUAACCUGCAACGAUUUCAUCUCGAAUUUUGAAUUUGACGUGUUCACACGACUCUUCCAGCCCUGGGUGACGCUGUUGCGCAACUGGCAAAUCCUGGCCGUCACCCAUCCGGGCUAUGUGGCCUUCCUCACCUACGACGAGGUGAAGGCGCGCCUGCAGCGUUACAUCGGCAAGGCGGGCAGCUAUGUCUUCCGGCUAUCCUGCACACGAUUAGGCCAGUGGGCCAUCGGUUAUGUGACUGCCGAGGGCGAGAUACUGCAGACGAUUCCACAGAACAAAUCCCUGUGCCAGGCUCUGCUCGAUGGCCACCGCGAGGGCUUUUACUUGUAUCCGGAUGGCCAAGCCUACAAUCCGGAUCUGUCGUCGGCCGUUCAAAGUCCCACCGAGGACCACAUAACCGUAACCCAAGAGCAAUACGAACUAUACUGUGAAAUGGGCAGCACCUUUCAGCUGUGCAAGAUCUGUGCGGAGAACGACAAGGAUAUACGCAUCGAGCCCUGCGGCCAUUUGCUGUGCACGCCCUGCCUCACCUCCUGGCAGGUGGAUUCCGAGGGACAAGGCUGUCCCUUUUGCCGGGCCGAGAUCAAAGGCACCGAACAGAUCGUUGUGGACGCCUUCGAUCCGCGCAAGCAGCACAACCGGAAUGUCACCAAUGGGCGACAGCAGCAGCAGCUGGACGACGACGACACUGAGGAUAUGGGCGACUUCAACAUAGCCACCUCAUCGCUGCACGCACUCAGCACAUCUUCGACGGCGACGGCAGCGGCCGAGAAGCAUAGUCCGCACACAUCGCCGCGAUUGGGACGACGCAGCACCACGCCCAGCUUGAUGGCCGUGCAAAACGAUCUCUAUGCGGGUGGGACGCCCACUCUCAGCCUGCCCAGCAGCUCCGUUGCCGGCACCUCAUCUUCAUCGUCGUCAUCCUCCUCCUCCUCCUCCACUUCAGCAGCAGCUGCAAUAGCAACCACAUCCUCCUCCUCCCAGCAGCAACAGCAACCGCAGCCCUCGGCUCCGCCGGCUUCAGCUGUACUGAGCAAUGGCGGAGGAGGAUCAGGAGGAGGAGGCGGGAUCAGCGCCAGCCAGAAGACCACCAAUCGGAUGAGUGCUCCCCUGAUCGGAUCCUGUGUGACCAAUUCCACCUACGGUCAUAAGUUGCCGCCGAACUCCAGCAGCAGCAGCAACGCCAGCGACAAUGCCUCCAGUACGAGUUCAUAUGCUAUACUGCAGAACCUGCAGGAGAGUGGAACGCAGGCAGGUGGAUCAGGAUCAGGAGCAUCUGCGGCUGCGGGACCAUCAGUAGCAGGAGCAGUGGCUCCUCCGCUGCCGCCCAGGAAAUCCUCGCCUGGCGUGGAGACGCCUAGCAAGGCCACAGCACCACCGCCACCGCCGCCCUGCAGCAGCAAGAGCAUCGACAACAUCCAGUGCAGCUUGGACAACGUGCCGCCCCAGACGACAGCGCCACCGAUUCCGCCACAUGUCUCGCCCAGCGUGGACACCUUGGCCGAGGAUCUGAUGCGACAGCAGCGCAUAGCCACUAGUACCACGUCGCCGGUGCUCUCCCUGCUCGAUGAGGAUAUUGUGGAGGUGGGUCCGGCGGAAACUAUUAGCGGUGUGAUCGAUACCCGCCCCCUGGAGGCGCGAGGUGUCACCCUGACCCGACAGGACUCGGCCACCUCGCACUACACGCAACUGUGCACCACAAGCAGUGGUGGUGGCACCGCCGCAGCGGCUGCUGCAGCUGCUCUGGCCAACGGAAAGAAGGCUACGCCGCCCAAGCAAAUCCAAACCACAACGAUGACAACGGCGGCGUCCAAGGCGGGGCCGAUAACGGGCAAUGGGGGCAAUCCUCACCAGCAACAGGCACAGCAAUCCCAGCAGCCACUGCUCUAUGCGAACGUGACGAUCAAUCAAAAAGACUGCGGCAACGUGCCCUACGAGAACAUAAACCUGGAGUACAUAGCCAGGCUGAUGAAUGCCGGCUACUCCAAGGAGAACGCAAUUACCGCCUUGGGGAUCUCGCGGAACAACAUCGAGAUGGCCGGCGACAUCCUGCGCGAGUUUGUCUCCAAGAACAGCGCCUGAAGUGAUUGUUAGAUGGGAGGAAGAAGCAAAAGCAACCAAAAUCUCUUUAGUCGAACUUCUCUAACUCGAAACAAAAUUGUUUAAUUAAUUAUUUAAUUUUAUUAAUGGAAAAUCUUAGGUAUUUGGCACUAGUUUUUAUUUAAUUUUAUGUGUAGGUUGUUAUUUAAAAACAAAAAAAGGAAACCAUUAUGGAUUUGGUGAAAAUAUUCGACUUUACCUUAAAUAUUUUCGAUUUAUUAGUCUCUUUUCUGAAUUAAAAUUAUAAAUGUAAAGUAGUAAAAGGUAUUAAUUUCUUAGUCAAGACAAAUUAAGGCCUUUUUUUAAACGAAUUUCUUGUGUAAAAUUCCAUAUUUAAACUAGUUUUACAUAAGAUAAAGAAACAAGAAGAUUAAUAUUUUAGGUUCUUUAACCAAAAAGCCUUUUUGAGUGUUUCCAGAAAUUGUUUAAUUAAAAGUAGUUUUGGAAAUUAAAUAUGCAUAAAAAAAAGAAAAACAUAAUUGUAAAAAAUGCAGUCGUUCAACGAUGUUACUACAUUUUUAAAUGAGUUAGAGAAGGUUCGACUGUUAAAGGAAAAACAAAAAACUCAAGAAAUUACUCUUUCUGAAAUCAAGGAAACUAAUCGUCGCUUUAGGAGCACCUAACUCUUAGAUUCACACCCCCAAACACACACACACACCUGCCCCGUAGUUACGCUAAGUUAGCCGAUGAGCCCCAGGAGAAGAUGAUUAAUGCCCUAAGAAGAAGUCCCUUACUUGGCGUAGCCAGCACAAGCAAUUCAAGUUUUCCCCCAGUUCGAAAAAAAGAUAAAAAUAAAAACAUAAGAUACGAAAAUUAA